Messenger RNA from Callorhinchus milii (elephant shark), 1066 nucleotides. It is a transcript of the gene shox2, whose product is annotated as short stature homeobox 2. Gene Ontology annotation, biological process: regulation of transcription by RNA polymerase II. Gene Ontology annotation, molecular function: sequence-specific double-stranded DNA binding; DNA-binding transcription factor activity, RNA polymerase II-specific. Bases 64 to 945 code for a protein of 293 amino acids. Gene Ontology annotation, cellular component: nucleus. The record is from RefSeq and is a predicted model, not a curated record. The transcript is spliced from 5 exons. NCBI's taxonomy places the organism in Eukaryota, Metazoa, Chordata, Chondrichthyes, Chimaeriformes, Callorhinchidae.
GAGAGAGAGAGAGAGAGAGAAAAAAAAAAGGAGACAAGGACAUACAUAUUGCUCAGAACAGCGAUGGAAGAACUUACAGCUUUUGUUUCCAAGUCUUUCGAUCAAAAGGUGAAGGAAAAGAAAGAGGGGAUCACGUACAGAGAAGUUCUGGAGAGCGGGCCUGUGCGAGCCCGAGAGCCGUGUAUGGGCGAAGGCAAUCGGGAUGAAGUGAACGGCGCACAGCGAGGGUCCUCUCGAUGCCCGAGCACAGAGCCAGAGACCGGGCCAGAGAGACCUGGGGACAGCGGGACUCCGAAACUGGCCGAUCCGGGAAAUGGUGACAUUAAAGAAAGGAAAGAAGACGCCAAACCAAUGGAAGAGGAAACGCAGACCAAAAUCAAACAGCGUCGAAGUCGGACUAACUUCACAUUAGAGCAGCUCAAUGAGCUGGAGAGACUGUUCGAUGAGACCCACUAUCCUGACGCUUUUAUGAGGGAAGAGCUCAGUCAGAGACUGGGGCUCUCAGAAGCCAGAGUACAAGUAUGGUUUCAGAACAGAAGAGCGAAAUGCCGAAAGCAGGAGAAUCAACUUCAUAAAGGAGUACUCAUUGGAGCAGCAAAUCAGUUCGAGGCUUGUCGAGUUGCUCCAUACGUUAACGUGGGAACAUUGAGGAUGCCAUUUCAACAGGAUGUCCACUCCAACAUGCCACCGCUCUCCUUCCAAGUCCAGGCGCAGCUGCAGUUGGACAGCGUGGCCCACGCUCACCAUCACCUGCACCCACACCUGGCAGCCCAUGCGCCCUACAUGAUGUUCCCACCCCCGCACUUCGGCCUCCCUCUGGCCACCUUGGCGGAGUCGGCCACGGUGGUGGCGGCGGCGGCCGCAGCCAAGACCACCAGCAAAAACUCCAGCAUCGCAGACUUGAGACUCAAGGCCAAAAAACACGCCGCUGCAUUGGGGCUGUGAUCCCAACACAGAGAGAGAGAGAGAGAGAGAAAGAGACAUCCGAGCCCCACUUCCAACCGGUUUCAAGCAGAAACCAACCAACCACAGAGAAAGAAAAACCCACCCACUCACACACUCACUC